Molecule: messenger RNA, 2139 nt
Organism: Trichechus manatus latirostris (Florida manatee)
Lineage: Eukaryota; Metazoa; Chordata; Mammalia; Sirenia; Trichechidae
Gene: ARL6IP5
Product: ADP ribosylation factor like GTPase 6 interacting protein 5
Exons: 3
Coding region: 133-699 (188 amino acids)
Biological process (GO): negative regulation of transport
Cellular component (GO): membrane
Source: RefSeq, a predicted model, not a curated record
UGCUCCGCUGCCUGCCAACCGCAAAGCCGACCGAGCCAGAGUCUCUGUCAUUCCUUUCACCCAGCUCAGCUGAUCCGUUGCCGCCGUCGCCGCCACCGGAUUCCGAAGGCGAAGGACGCGAGGCCGAGAGAUAUGGACGUGCAGAUCGCCCCGCUGCGCGCCUGGGACGACUUCUUCCCGGGCUCUGACCGCUUCGCUCGGCCGGACUUCAGAGACAUCUCCAAAUGGAACAACCGCGUGGUGAGCAACCUGCUCUAUUACCAGACCAACUACCUGGUGGUGGCUGCCAUGAUGAUUUCCGUCGUGGGGUUCUUGAGUCCCUUCAACAUGAUGCUUGGAGGAGUUGUGGUGGUGUUGGUGUUCACGGGGUUUGUGUGGGCAGCCCACAAUAAGGACAUCCUUCGCCGGAUGAAGAAGCAGUACCCCACAGCGUUUGUUAUGGCGGUCCUGCUGGCCAGCUAUUUCCUCAUAUCCAUGUUUGGGGGAGUCAUGGUCUUUGUGUUUGGCAUCACCUUUCCUUUGCUGUUGAUGUUUAUCCAUGCGUCUUUGAGACUUCGGAACUUCAAGAACAAGCUGGAGAAUAAAAUGGAGGAAAUAGGGUUGAAGAAGACACCAAUGGGCAUUGUCCUGGAUGCCCUGGAGCAGCAGGAAGAAAGCUUGAGCAAAUUCACUGACUAUAUCAGUAAAGUGAAGGAGUAAGUUGCUGGCCUGGUGAUAGGGUCACAGCAGAAAUUCAGUUGCAGUUUGCUCUUGUCCAGAUCUACUUUCUGUUUGUGUAUUUGAAACGGGAGGUGCACGUACCAUCCGACUAUCUAUGGCAGCAUGCAUGUAUAGGCCAAGCUAUCGAUCUCUCUGAUGUUACAGAGACAAGGACGCAGAAACAGAAAGAAAACCACCCCGCAAUUUUGUCUGAAGUUUCAGGUGUGUUUAUGAAAACUGACAGGAAAUGGAUCACCCUUAUUUCUUUAAGGAAAUAAGAGAAAAGGAAAGAAUUGUGACUAGUAUAGCAACAAUGCUGUUAUAGGAAAAAAGUAUUUGUCAAGUGCCAGCAAUGUGAGUAAACGAAAGGCUGAUAAAGUAGAUGAUGUUAUGCAUUAGCCUGUUUCUAAUCCCCUCCAGCAUCCCUCUCCCAUAAGGAUUUCCUAGGCUUGUAAUGUGUGGGGUCUAAAUUAGUUUUUAUUGGUAUUCUUUGAAAAUCAAAGGUGAUCUCUGUCACUUUGCCAUCUGUUUGACGUGCAGUGGAAACUGGAUAAACCAAUUUACACUUUGUUUACAAAUAUAAAGAUUGCUGUUUAGUAGAAUAUUUUGUCAAAUUUUUUGUAAAUUUUUGAAAUACUAGUAAUAUGUUUUCACCAGCGGGUAUAUCUGUUGCAGACUUAAUGUCACCUUCUUUAAGGAGGUUACGCUAUGUAACCUAUAUUAUUAAAAAAAAAACCAAUAAAAUAAAAGCUUGAGUUCUGUUGAUAUUAGACAUUUUUGUUGUUAUAAUGGAAAAAAAAGGUGUCUUAGAUAAUGUUUCACUUAUUUGUUUUCAUUGUUUAGAUUUUAACUGGAACAUUUAGAAAAAAGGAAAUAAAUGUGUGUUUGAUUAAUUCCUUGGGGCACAAAGAGGACAAUAAUAGCUGAUCUUUUGAAAUCUGAAAAGCAUGUUUAGAUGACUGAGCAAAAAGACUUUAAAGAAUUAAAAUGGGAAUGAUGACCAGCUUGUGCAGUUCAUAAAAACUUUAGGUAUGAUUGUUAUAAGCGUAUGCUUUUAUAGAUAGACAUUAGAGUCAAGAUAGCGUGGAUUUACACGUUCCAUUACUUUCUUCUCUUUACUUCCCAUGUAUUAGAAAUAGAUCAUAGGAAAUGUUUUGCUUGCCAAUUUAGUGACUUCAUAGAAAAAGUAGAAAACAUUCAGGUUUCCCUAACAUUGAAUUGUGCAGAUAACUGGAGCUGUAUUUACUUAAAAAACUCUCUGUAUGUUCUUAGAAUAAGAAGCAACAGCAUAUGCUGCUCCUAAUUUUUCUUGCAUUUUAAUUUCUCAGCCAACCUGCAACCUUCAUCUCUACCCAUUGAUAUCACCACAACUUCCCUGACAUGGUCUAGAAUCUGUACGCUUACCCAAAUACGAAGAAUAAAAUUUAUCAAAGGUUUUUU